Molecule: messenger RNA, 3356 nt
Organism: Gavialis gangeticus (Gharial)
Lineage: Eukaryota; Metazoa; Chordata; Crocodylia; Gavialidae
Gene: ARSI
Product: arylsulfatase family member I
Exons: 2
Coding region: 835-2556 (573 amino acids)
Source: RefSeq, a predicted model, not a curated record
GCUCGGGGCGGGGCUGAGACUUCAGCUCCCCAUAAACCUGGCUGCGGAGCCAGGAUCCCGGGCAGAUGUUCCAACUUUUUGCCUCCUCCAGUUUGUUCAGGAGGGAACUUUCUUUCUCUUGCCCUCUGGCUCCGCUCUCCCACUGCUGGCAGCUUUCUCCUGACUCAGGAAGCACCUUCCCCAGCCUUGGAGGACUUCAGGGAUUCUUAGGAGGCAAAGAAGUGGGGGCGGGGGGGGAAUAAAACAAAGGAAGGAAGGACGAGAAUAAUGGUAUUCUGCAAUGGUGAAGGAACCCCCACGGAGCAGACCGUGAGGAGGGGAGAGUAUGGUUCGGCACCCAAAGGUGAGGGUGAGGACGCCCCAGCUGUGAGGUUGAACUUUAGCUCUAACUCCCACAGGAGUUUGAAUAUAAAGAUCAUCGUUCGCUGAAACGCGGCUCGAUGAGCCCUUUGGACAGCCAGGCAGGGACCCGGCUGAACUGGGAGAGACUCCAGCGUGUUCUCCAGCAAGGGGCUUGUGCGGUCGGUUUAGAAACAGCGGGGAGUCACUCCAGCGCUGGGACACGUCUCGGAAACUCUUGGAACUGUUCUUAAUAACAUCCCGGAGGAAAUUAACUUGACAGGGCACGUGUCCUCCGUCGGCUCAGCGCGAAGAUUAGCUUCUUUCUGCUUAGAAGUGCCCAGCCUGGGUGGAUCACGUUGCUUCUUUUCUUCCCCGGGGUUGCUGGAGAGCUGAUCCUGCAAAACUUGCCUGGGACAAAGGCCGGAGUGGAAGCAGAGCCUGGGAUUCCUGGAGCGUACUGGGAUUUGGUAGCUUCCCUUGGACAUUUGCACGAUGGCUGUCUAUGCCCUCACGGGUUUCUCCUUUGUCAGCCUGCUGGGUUUCGGCUACUUGUCCUGGGACUGGAUCAAGCCCAGCUUGGUAUCCGAUGUUUCCAUGGACCCAAUGGAGAAAUCCUUGCCUCCCACCUUCGCCAGCCCGCCUCACAUCAUCUUCAUCCUGACUGACGACCAAGGCUACCACGACAUCGGGUACCACGGCUCGGAUAUACAGACGCCGACGCUGGACAGGCUAGCGGCAGAAGGGGUGAAACUGGAGAAUUAUUACAUACAGCCCAUCUGUACCCCGUCCCGGAGCCAGCUGAUCACGGGCAGGUACCAGAUCCACACCGGCCUGCAGCACUCCAUCAUCCGCCCCCGACAGCCCAACUGCCUGCCCCUCGACCGGGUCACCCUGCCCCAGAAGCUGCAGGAAGCCGGCUACUCCACGCACAUGGUGGGCAAGUGGCACCUGGGCUUCUACAAGAAGGAGUGCUUGCCCACCCGCCGCGGCUUCGACACCUUCCUGGGCUCCCUGACGGGCAACGUGGACUAUUACACCUACGACAACUGCGACGGGCCGGGCGUCUGCGGCUACGACCUGCACGAGGGCGAGAACGUGGCGUGGGGCCAGAGUGGGAGGUACUCCACCGUCCUGUACGCCCAGCGGGUGAACAAGAUCCUGGCCACCCACAGCCCCAAGCAGCCCAUCUUCAUCUACGUGGCCUUCCAGGCUGUGCACACCCCGCUGCAGUCGCCCAAGGAGUACAUCUACCGCUACCGCUCCAUGGGCAACGUGGCGCGCCGCAAGUACGCCGCCAUGGUGACCUGCAUGGACGAGGCGGUGAAGAACAUCACCUGGGCGCUCAAGAAGUACGGCUACUAUGACAACAGCGUGAUCAUCUUCUCCACCGACAAUGGCGGGCAGACGUUUUCCGGGGGCAGCAACUGGCCCCUGCGAGGCCGCAAGGGCACCUACUGGGAAGGCGGGGUCCGCGGCAUCGGCUUCGUCCACAGCCCCCUGAUCCAACGCAAGCGCCGGACCAGCUGGGCGCUGGUCCAUAUCACGGAUUGGUACCCCACCCUGGUGACCCUGGCUGGGGGCAACGUGUCCGCCGCGGAGGGCUUGGACGGCUACAACGUGUGGCCGGCCAUCAGCGAGGGCAAGGCGUCGCCCCGCACGGAAAUCCUGCACAACAUCGACCCCCUCUACAACCACGCCAAGUACGGCUCCCUGGAAGACGGCUUCGGCAUCUGGAACACGGCCGUGCAGGCCUCCAUCCGGGUCGGGGAGUGGAAACUUCUGACCGGCGACCCAGGGUACAGCGACUGGAUCCCCCCGCAGACCCUGACCAACUUCCCCGGGAGCUGGUGGAACCUGGAGCGCCUGACGCACGGCCUGCGCAAGUCCGUCUGGCUCUUCAACAUCACGGCCGACCCCUACGAGCGCUACGACCUGUCGCAGCAGCGGCCGGACGUGGUGCGGGCUCUGCUGACGCGCCUCGUCCACUACAACCGGACGGCCAUCCCGGUGCGGUACCCUGCCGAGAACCCCCGGGCCCACCCGGACUUCAACGGUGGCGCCUGGGGCCCGUGGGCCGGCGAGGACGAGGCGGAGGAGUGGGAGGGGAUGGGGGAGCGGCUGCGGAGCAAGAACCGAAAGAAGAAGUGCAAGAUCUGCAAGCUGCGCUCCUUCUUCCGGAAGCUGAACACCCGGCUCAUGUCGAACCGCAUCUGACGGGGGCACCGCGCGCAACCUCGGGGAGGUGGGGUAGAGAGAGACCGCCGCCUGCCCUCGCUUCCCUGGCACCUGGGCACGCUGGUGCAGGACCAGGGGGGUUUCCCUCCUGCUUCUCCUAACUUCUACCCCCUGGGAGCCAUCAGCAGGGAUGGCCACUGGUCUAAGCUGGGCAGGCAUCCAGGGUAGGGGGGGAUUGAGGAGCCUGCAGCCCAGCUCAGCGCCUGUUGUAUCCGACCCUGGUUAAUGAGCUGCUUCAUCCCGGGUACGGCCCAGCCCAGCCCAGCCCAGCCCAGCCCCUUCAGCUCUGGGGGAGGCUAGCUUUGAAUGCAAGGCAGGCAGCGCCUGAGACUGUAAGGGAGGUGGGAAGAGAAGACAGCGUAGGGCGAGCCUUCCUGAUUUGUCUCUCCCUAUAAAGUUUGUAGUACACGUACAAAACUGCGCCGCAUGUGCUGCACUGUGUUCCCCCACUCGGGGCCCUCGGGUGUCCCCACACCACCCCCUUUCCUGGGAGCUGGGUUAACUUAUUUUUAAGGUGCUGGUCCCUGGCUCAGACCCAGGGGCGGCAAGAGGUGCCUAACCCCCAUAAGCACAGGGCGUGCGCAGGCGUGGGACGGUGUGGACAGGCGAUGCACCAGCAUUAAAAGCAACGGGGCUUGAGAUGUUUCCAGCCCUAUCAUGCACACAGCCAUGAGUAUAUACGCACACAUGCAUGCCAGCUUAUGUACAUCGAAAGGGUGCUUACUGCAUAUAUGUAUCAUGUGUUUGCCACUAGCACAGUUUACACCAGUUACGACUUA